GGUGCUGGGCCUGCGCCCCUUUACCUCCCGUCCCGACUGGCGCCACGCUGAAAGCUGCGGCCGUUAAGCAGCGAUUCGAAGUACAGCGACUUGCAGUUGAGCGCGCGCGAGAGCGGCUUCCACAACCAGCUGUCGAGUGCCUUAGGAAGAAGAUCCUUUUAUUGAUUUUGUUCCAGACAAGACUGAGUUGUCAGAGGUGGUACUGGUGGUGUGUCCACCACAGCGAACUGUUCCAAGCAGAAUGAUGACAGUAGACCUGAAGGUGACUGAGUAUCUGAACCCUCAGGUCAGGGCUCUGUGGGAGACCAAAGGACCUGUGACAGAGAGCUCCAGUCAGAGUAAGAAAUGUAUGGCACAAAAGGACAAUCUCAUUUCUGAGAGCUCUCGCCAGCACUUCCGGAGCUUCCACUAUCAUGAAGCUGCUGGACCCCGUGAGGCAGUUGGUCAACUUCAAGAAUUAUGCCGUCGGUGGCUGAGGCCAGAGAUACACUCAAAAGAGCAGAUCUUGGAACUGCUGGUGCUAGAGCAAUUCCUGACCAUUCUGCCGAAGGAUACCCAGACCCGGAUAAAGAAACACCAUCUACAAAGCAUUGAGGAGGCUGUGGCCCUGGUAGACCACUUGCAGAGUGACUCUAGUCAAACAAGGAAUGGGGUUGCAACCCAUGAGCUGAGAAAGGAAGCAGUGCUCUUGGGAGAAACAGCAGAGGCCCGAGGCUUCAAACUGAAGCCAGCAGAGCCCCAGCCAGUGGGCAUGUCCCAGGAUGAAGAAUUUUGGAAUACAUACCAGGGCGUACAAGAACAGCUGAGCAGAAAUACUCAUAAAGAGACUGAGCCUGUGUUUGAGAGGGUUGGGCCUGCUCACCAGAUCCUAGCCUUUCCUGAGCAGACAAAUGCCAAAGACUGGACAAUGGCACCUGAGCUCGUCUUGCCUGAGUCCCAGAGCUUGUUGACAUUUGAAGAAGUGGCCGUGUAUUUUUCCCAGGAAGAAUGGGAGUUACUGGAUCCCAGUCAGAAGGCCCUCUACAAUGAUGUAAUGCAGAAAAACUAUGAGACUGUCAUCUCCCUAGCCACAGCUGAGCCUGCUCACCAGACUCUAACCUUUCCUGAGCAGAUAAACACCAAAGACUGGAUAAUGGCUCCUGAACUCUUCUUGCCUGAGUCCCAGACCUUGCUGACAUUUGAAGAAGUGGCCGUGUAUUUUUCCCAGGAAGAAUGGGAGUUACUAGAUCCCAGUCAGAAGGCCUUCUGCAAUGAUAUAAUGCAGGAAAACUAUGAGAGUGUCAUCUCUCUAGCCAUAUUUGUGCUUCCCAAACCUAAAGUGAUCUCUUGUCUAGAGCAAGGGGAAGAGCCAUGGGUCCAAGGAUCCCCGAAUUUAAAGAACAAUGACAAGGAGCUGCCUACAGGAUUAAAGCUCAAAAAUGACACUGAAAAUCAUGAGGCAAUAUGCCUUUCUGACUUAGAAAUACAAGCACCAGGAGACAUAAUGUCAAAAAAGGCCAGAGUGAAAGUUCCCCAGAAAACAGCAGGCAAAGAAAAUUAUGGUGAGAUGCACAGGAUGGGGAAAUGGCACCGAGAUUUGCCAGCAAAGAAAAGAAAGAAACUUUCAACCUGGAAACAAGAGUUGCUGAAACUUAUGGUUCGUCACAAGAAAGAACGUGCAGGAGAGAAGCCUUUUAAAUGCCAGGAAUGUGGGAAAAGCUUUCGAGUUAGCUCUGACCUUAUAAAGCACCAAAGAAUUCAUACUGAAGAGAAACCGUAUAAAUGUCCACAGUGUGAUAAGAGGUUUAGAUGGAGUUCAGAUCUUAAUAAGCACUUAACAACACACCAAGGAAUAAAACCAUAUAAAUGCUCAUGGUGUGGGAAAAGCUUCAGUCAAAAUACAAAUCUACACACACAUCAAAGAACUCACACUGGAGAGAAGCCCUUUACUUGUCAUGAAUGUGGGAAAAAUUUUAGUCAGAAUUCCCACCUGAUUAAACACCGGAGAACCCACACAGGUGAGCAGCCUUAUUCCUGUAGUGUAUGCAGAAGAAACUUCAGCAGGCGGUCAAGCCUUCUUAGACAUCAGAAACUCCACCAGUGAAAGGAAGAUUGUCCAGUGUCUUCAUUCUGAACAAAUUCAAGUGGAGCUUGACCCUAAAGUUUAUGAAAAAAUACAGAAUUAUGAAGCAUAAAGAUUUUUCAUCAGUGAAAAAUUUGGAGACAUAAACAGGUGUCCCAGAAAGGAAUCAAGGUUGACUCUGCAGUACAUGUAUUUAAGUUGUACUACUUACCCUUUUUACUUAAACACUUCAGGGAAUCCCUUAGCAAGAGAGGUAUCUGAAGAACAUUCUAAAUAAUAGAAAAAGCUGUUUGGGAUUGUACCUGGCAAUAUAGCAAAUAUAGCUUCAAAUAGCAUAUACAGCCAUGAAUCAAUUAGUCUUCAAAGGUCACAGAGGUAAAUAUUGUUGGUUUUACAUUGAUCUCCCCACCCCCUCUUUAAACACAUGAUAGAAAUAUUUGUACCAUGGUCUUUCAUAACAAAAGCAAUAAUAUACUUGUUUCAUUGCAUGUCAUUAUCUUCAGGGUAGCAGGUUUCCAAUUUCAAUAGUCUCAUGGGGGCAGAAAUGAAUUCUAAUGUAAAGUUUUUAAGAACCAAAUUGGAUUAUCUUGACAUCGAUUCCUCGAACUUUUUAUGAAUUGAAUUAGCACAAUAUUUACUAUGAUGAAAUCAUAUUUACUUCACCACUAGGGAAUCUGCCAGACAACUAACUAAUAAUGCACUAUCUUAUGCUUCUUACUGGUGCUGUUUGAAAAAAGGAAAACAUUUCUAAUGAGAUCAGAUGGAAACGGGUUGGAAUAUUAGCCAUGGAAUAUAUGUUGGAUGUAAAGAAGAAUUUUCUGCAAUAAUAAAUUAGAUUGUUUUCUUUCCUCACGAUGUUAGUAGGAUAAAAUAGCCAUUAAAAUUAGCACUUUCAUGAGGCCUGAAAGAAAAUUAAUGAAAGUUCAGGAUUAACUUCUCAGUUAUUUGUUUGUGUGCUUUUUCAUUUGACUUUUGUUUGUUAAGAAUCAGGAGAGAGUUAAGUUUGAGAAGUGGAGCAUGUACUGCAGUCAAGAUUCUGUGGUUCACUGGCAUGAUGGCCUAGGAAUCCAGUUAGCAGGAGACCAGCUUUCUAAAAGGAAAGUUUUGGGAACUGAUGCUGAGUGGUUGGCAAAAGUUGGUGAACCCACAUCUAUUUUGGUUGUCUUACACUGUAAACUAUUAAGCAGGAAGGGUCUACCAGCGUCUGUUUUCUCCAGCACACUAUUUAGCAGUAGCCUUAGAUAAUAAGUUUGAUAGACUGCUGAAAAUCUCUGUAGGCUUCAGAUUUUCUGAUAACUCACGCUUUACAACAGUGACUCAAAUGUGUUCCUGUUAGAGCUUGUAGGUAGUAUCAGAAAAGGGGUUAUAUUAUGUCUUCCAAAUCUCUUAUUUUAUAAACAAGGAAGUUAAGCCUCAAAGAGAUAGGUGGACUUUUUCAAGACCCCAUAGCUAGUGGGUUUGUUGGCUGUCACUUGGCUUCAUUAGACAGACUUGAAGACAGGUUUAACAGGACUGAUUUGUAUGUUAUCUCUCCAGAACCAGCUUGGAUGACAUUGUAUUAUAUCUAUUUCCAGCUUAUAAAACAUUCUUGUUCCUUGAUUGAUUACUGAAACACUCUUAAAUCUCCAUUUUCUCUAUGAAAUAGAGAAACACUCACCUCAGGGUUGAUCUGAGGAUCACAGGGAUUCAUGAAAGAAAAGCACCUACCAGCCUGGCCAACAGUAGAUGCUCAGUCCAUGUACAUUUUUCUUUCCUUUUCCUGUGCUCCCUAGAUAUGUUGGGAGGACUGACUACAUUAAAGAAGCAGAUGCGUUUGUGGCUGUUGCAGCUCUUGAGUAGCUGAGCACUGGUGGUUGUUAUGCUGACUUGAUUUGGUCCAUGGCUUCAGUGCCUUUUGGUGUAAGUCACCUGAGCUUUGGUCUUGUAUGCACAGCAAGAUUUUACUUUCUUUCCCAAAAUUAAAUAUACCAAGUAUUAUAUCUUAAGCACAGCCAGCUCUGAAGCUCUGAUCUACGUUAUUCUCACUCAGCACCCUCAGCUUUAGAACCCUGGGACUCUGUCUUUUUUUCCCAAGAUAUGUGUGAAUUUCUUGCUCGCACUGCAUUCAUUCAUUUAAUUUAAUGAAGGUCUAUUUUGUACCUAGGCUGUGUUCUAGACCUAGGAUAUAGUAGUGAACAAAAGACAUCUUAUCCUAUGGGGCUUGUAGUCUUUUGAAUAGUAAAAUGGAGAAUGGUUAUGCAUUUCUGCUUCUUGUAGUUAGACAGGGUUAUGAGGUUUUGGUCAGUGGGUUGUGAGCAGAAGCCUCAUUUCUGGGCUGAAGCAUUUAUUUGUUGGUACAAGACUCUGUAUUGCUCUCUUUUCCUGCCUCAGUCAUGGAAGCACAUACAGAGAGAGGAGUCUUGAGAUCAAACCAACCUGGAAUGCUGAGUCCCUCACAUGACUGAUUAGCUGUUCUAGUGAAUCCCUCAGAUCUGUAAUGUACCUUGUGGGAAAGAAAAAUAAAUUUUUGUGUUUAACCACUGA
Messenger RNA from Pteropus alecto (black flying fox), 4585 nucleotides. RefSeq names its product zinc finger protein 75a (gene ZNF75A). Bases 242 to 2083 code for a protein of 613 amino acids. Gene Ontology annotation, biological process: regulation of transcription by RNA polymerase II. The transcript has 9 exons. The record is from RefSeq and is a predicted model, not a curated record. NCBI's taxonomy places the organism in Eukaryota, Metazoa, Chordata, Mammalia, Chiroptera, Pteropodidae. Gene Ontology annotation, molecular function: DNA-binding transcription factor activity, RNA polymerase II-specific; RNA polymerase II cis-regulatory region sequence-specific DNA binding.